GCUUGGUGGCCGAUUACAUACCGCAUAUACGAUUUGUUGACAUUCCGUAUGAGGAAUUAUGCGACAAGUUUGUCUUGUACGAUGAAUUAUUACCGGCAAAGUUACGACAUGAUAUACUUUUUCAUCAUUUGCAAAUUAGCAACGAGCCAGGAGGCGGCCGAAGCAAUCUAUCAAUAAGGGGAUACAAAAAUAAGAUACCACACGUCACACAAAGUCAACUCGCCGAGGCUGCGAUGCAGAGACCAGUAAAGCAGAAACCAAAUCUUUCGAGUGAAAACCGUCGGCCACGCCCAAAGAGAAAGCAAGGCAACGACAUUACUCUGGAUAAACUUUACACCUUUUCUUAA
Paraglomus occultum is the source of this 347-nucleotide messenger RNA. The record is from the annotation of a GenBank genome assembly. Lineage: Eukaryota; Fungi; Glomeromycota; Glomeromycetes; Paraglomerales; Paraglomeraceae.